AUGCCUCCAGGUGAGCGAAAAGCCAGCGUUUCCUCGGCAAUCGGAAAGCCUGAACUGAGAAAGCCCAGUCUUGCACAAGAGCUCGGUCGAUUGUUCUUGAGGAGACAAAAAGACCAAGGAUCAACGGACAGUGGUAGUAGUGGAGGUAGCACUCCUGUCACUCGACAACCGCCAAUCAAUCUUGUCACUGCCAAGAAGAAACAUGUCUAUUGG
Messenger RNA from Mesorhabditis belari, 213 nucleotides. The record is from the annotation of a GenBank genome assembly. Lineage: Eukaryota; Metazoa; Nematoda; Chromadorea; Rhabditida; Rhabditidae.